AAAAUGCACAAAACAAGCCUCGGCCGGAAGUGUGUAAUGAAUGAGGUCAAGCGGGAGGAGGAAACAGAUCUCGAUAGCUAAGAUGGCGGAGGAGCAGCAGGAAUCAUCACAGGGAGAGGUGGAGGGGGGGAACUGCCUUGCAUAUGAUGAGGCUAUAAUUGCUCAACAAGACAGAAUUCAGCAGGAGAUAGCCAACAGUAGUCCGUUAGUAUCGGACAGACAGGAUCUGGCGGUGCUGCAGAGGGAGUACGCUGACGAUGACGCAGUUUAUCAGCUCAAGAUCAAGGACUUGCACAAAAAAUACUCGUACAUUCGCAAGACCCGACCAGAUGGGAACUGUUUCUACAGAGCUUUCGGCUUCGCACAUCUCGAGUCGCUGCUAGAUGACAGCAAAGAACUCCAGAAGUUCAAAGCAGUUGCUACCAAAAGUAAAAUGGAUCUGGUUAACGAGGGCUUCACCGAGUUUACCAUUGAAGACUUUCACAACACCUUCAUGGACCUGAUCGAACUGUGUGAGAAACAGCCGAGCCUGCAGGAGCUGCUGAACUCCUUCAACGACCAGAACGUGUCGGACUACGUGGUUGUGUAUCUGCGGCUGCUCACCUCGGGCUACCUGCAGCGAGAGUACGGUUUCUUCCAGCAUUUCAUAGAGGGAGGACGCUCUGUCAAGGAGUUUUGUCAGCAGGAGGUGGAGCCGAUGUCUAAAGAGAGUGACCACAUUCACAUCAUCGCCUUAGCGCAGGCCCUAGACGUAUCCAUCCUGGUGGAGUACAUGGAUAGAGGCGAAGGAGGAACAGUCAAUCAUCACGUUUUUCCUGAAGGCGGCGACCCACGCAUUUUCCUCCUCUAUAGACCUGGCCAUUACGACAUCUUGUACAAAUAACACUCCCAACCACAGCCCACCUCGUUCUCCUCCUGCUGUAGGAUACAGCAGUGGAUUAAAAAAAAAUCAACUGCCACGUUGAUGAAGCAUACAUCUGUGUAUAAGCUUACACUCAUGUAUUUGAAAAUAAUUUAAGAUAAAAUCACAUUACACGCCUCCCUUACCCCUCUUGCCUCAACCCAACUCCCAAGUCUAAAUGUCAUCAAAAUGGUUGAUUUAAAAUUGUUUGGGAAUAAAAUAGAAGUGACUCCAGGCAUUUAGAGUUGUACAGGUUUUUUUUCUUUUGUGGUUGUAAAUGUUAUCUACUUGCUUUAUGUUGGACUAUUUUCCUUUGUUACAUUGCGUUUCAUUGCGUUUUAUUAAAGGGAUUUACAUCUUA
Molecule: messenger RNA, 1262 nt
Organism: Pungitius pungitius (ninespine stickleback)
Lineage: Eukaryota; Metazoa; Chordata; Actinopteri; Perciformes; Gasterosteidae
Product: ubiquitin thioesterase OTUB1
Exons: 7
Coding region: 41-883 (280 amino acids)
Biological process (GO): protein K48-linked deubiquitination; negative regulation of double-strand break repair
Cellular component (GO): nucleus
Molecular function (GO): cysteine-type deubiquitinase activity; ubiquitin binding
Source: RefSeq, a predicted model, not a curated record